AUGUCUGAUAACAUCAACCAAGUUAAACAAAAGGUUAAACAAUCCUUACCCAAGAAGAAGUUUGACUCCAAGACUCUUCAACAUGUGAACAAUUACUCACUUGUUAAACAAUUGGAGCAAUUGAUUUUAUCAAUUUCAAUCUUCCAAUCAAUUUACCAACAAUUUAUCUUGCCCGUCUAUCAAUUUCUCAUUGGUAAUGUGUUGACAAUUUCACCAAUUUACGAAGUUGCUCAAAUUUUCGAUGGAUUGAAUCUUUACGCAUUGGGUAUAUUUGAUCAUUUUUUCAUUGACUUACCCAACAAGGUUAUCAAUUUCACCACGGCCAAUUUCAUCAAACCAGUUAAUCAACAAAUUAUCCACAUCAACAAUGCGUUCCUCAAGCCAGUUGAAAAUGAGGCUGAAGAUUCAAUUUUCCAAAUUUAUUACACCAUCAAGUCAAUUGUGUUGAAUAUUACUGGUGUUGCAUAUUCAAAAUCAAAUGAAAUUCAACAUCAGAUUGUAUCCACUUAUAAUCAAGAGUUGAAGUCAACACCAGCAAACAAGUCGUAUUUGGAAAAAAAUUUAACUGCUAGUUAUAAUACUGGUGUAAAGACGGUUAAAGUUUUGAAUGAUGACUAUAUUGUUCCUUUAAAGAAUCAAACUCAAGAAUUUGUUACUAAUGGUAAGAAUGCAGAGGUGUUUUUAAAAGAAACUAGAGAUAAGAUUGAACCAAGGUUGAAUGAAGCUGCUAAUGAAUUGAAUAAGCAAAAGGAUGAUUUGUUGAAGAAUAAUUCAGUUCCUGUUCCAGCUAAUUAA
Messenger RNA from Lodderomyces parapsilosis, 795 nucleotides. RefSeq lists its product as uncharacterized. Bases 1 to 795 code for a protein of 264 amino acids. Lineage: Eukaryota; Fungi; Ascomycota; Pichiomycetes; Serinales; Debaryomycetaceae. The transcript has a single exon. The record is from RefSeq and is a predicted model, not a curated record.